CCUAGCAAGUGAUUGGAGAUGCUCUAAUACGGAUGAAUAAACAAACAGUCUUCUGGUGACUGUCUGAUCUCUCUUUUCGCCUUCGUGCGGUGGCUGUACAUCCGGGCAUCCCCACGCGCCGCCGCUUUUUACGAUGGAGAACAAUCAGCAACAAUCAGGUAAUGGCUCUCCACCAAAGCCAUGGGAAAAAGCUGCAUCCUCUUCUGGUCCUGCACCUUUCAAACCGCCUUCUCCAGGCAGCACAAGUGAUGCAGUGGUGGCAUCAGGAACUGCUAAACCAGGUGAAAUUGUCACAUCAGCUAACAGGAAUAUGGCUGUUAAUACAAAUACACUUGCACGACCAGUACCUAGCCGGCCUUGGGAACCACAGCAGACAUAUGGCACCACCUAUGGAGGUUAUUCAUCUGGUUUAAACUACAAUUCCGGUUAUGGGUCAGGGAUGUAUGGUGGCACUUCAUAUGGUGGAUAUGGAUCAGGCAUGUAUGGUGGUGGAUUGUAUGGGAAUAACAUGUAUAGAGGAGGUUACGGUGGAGCAUAUGGAGGUGGCAUGUUUAAUGGGGGGAUGUACAACAAUGGAAUUGGUGCCGUUGGAGGCCCAAUGGGUGGUUAUGGAAUGGGCGGGCCAUAUGGAGAGCAUGAUCCGAACAAUCCAUAUGGUUCCCCUUCAUCUCCGCCAAGCUUCUGGGUUUCCUUGAUGCGAGUGAUGCAAGGCGUUGUUACUUUUUUUGGGCGGGUAGCAGUGCUGAUAGACCAGAAUACCCAAGCAUUCCACUUGUUCAUGACUGCACUACUUCAGCUGUUCGACCGUUCAGGGUUAUUGUAUGGGGAGCUCGCCGGGUUUGUGCUAAGAUUAUUAGGAGUGAAGGCAAAGCCUAAGAAAUCUCAUCCUCCGGGCCCACAAGAUCCUCGCGGGGGUCAAAAUUUCAUUGAGGGGCCAAAGGCUGGUGGGGGACCCAGUGGAGCCUGGGACAGCGUAUGGGGCACACAGUAAUGCAUGCGGUUCUGUUUACCCCUACACAGUUACAUUGUGACCGCAGCCAAACGCGGCCUUGCCGCUCUGUGCAUGGAGUCCAGCUUCCAUGCUGCAGUUGGUUAGUACAAUGCGUCACACUCCCAUAGCUUGAAUUGUGAAAUGCAAUAUUUUAUCUUUCAUUAAAAGAAACUUGAAUUCUGAAUCUCUGUAUUUGGUGUUACAAAUAUGGAUGUUACAGUGUCAUAGGGAGUAUUUGCUGUGUUUUCUUUACAAAUAUUAUUUACUACUGUAUUUUACUAUAGUUAUGUAUUAUGGAGAUUCAUUUACCAGUGUUGAUUAUCUGGUUUC
This is a messenger RNA of Cuscuta campestris, 1321 nucleotides long. NCBI's taxonomy places the organism in Eukaryota, Viridiplantae, Streptophyta, Magnoliopsida, Solanales, Convolvulaceae. The record is from the annotation of a GenBank genome assembly.